This is a messenger RNA of Seminavis robusta, 1417 nucleotides long. The record is from the annotation of a GenBank genome assembly. NCBI's taxonomy places the organism in Eukaryota, Bacillariophyta, Bacillariophyceae, Naviculales, Naviculaceae.
ACCACAACCUUUGCAAUCUCCCUCGGUCUCCUCUCCAUCAUCUUAUCUCUUCCCAAUUCCCCAUUUAAUCCAGCAUCAUGUCCAAGAGAGGACAAAAGGAGACCACUGUUGCUGCUGAUGCGAAGAACGAUCGUACUGUUGCUGUUGUGGAUAAUGAGGCUCACGACGAAACGUUGAAAGCAGCCGAUGCCGUUCUCCACUGUUCAAAACUGGCUGUCGCUUCCGCCCUGGUGGACAUUUGCGUCACUAUUGGCAUGCAAGUCGUUGUCGAUUGGAAAACCCAAGAAGGGUUCUCCAAGGCAUUACGGAGCCUUUGGAAGCUUGGAUUUGCCUACAAUACGUGGCAUGCUGCCCAGUUGUACAAACUGUUGGUCUCUCAACAAAAUAAUAAUGCUAUUAUGAAUAGUCAAAGCAACAAAGUGAAGGAAGAAGAAGAAGGUCGUCAUCAAGCCCAAGCACUGGUCCAAAUCCUUCGCUACGGAGCCAGCACGUGGAGGAUAAGUGCCAUUGUGGUGACGAUUGGGUCCGUGACCAAUGUCAUCUUGGCGUGGGGCAAGGAGAUUCCCCAACUCGAGCAACACAUACUACUCAUAAUCGUGGGAGUCGUCACACUGGUCGCCUACAUUCAAUGGGACGAAACACGGGGAAUCAAGGCAUCCGCCCUACGAGACUACCAGGAACAUCAUCAUACAUCCAAAGCACAAAUCAAACAACAAGCCGUGACCACCGUACGAGCCAUGCUCAUGUGUGCGGCAGCCUUUUGGCUUCAAGCAGUCACGAUACCCGUGCUGGCAUAUUCCCAUUACUACCACCAUUCUUACACUGGUACAUCAUCAUCAUCAUCAUCAUCAUUAGUGGAACCCUGGCGCGGGGUCAUUCUGGAACUCAUGGGGAUUUCCACUCCCAUGGGGGUGGUCAAACUAUUACGGUCGGUGCGAAAAGGGAUACUGGGGGCCUUGUCGGAUCCCAUUCACGAGGGACAAGCCACACUGAACCUGCAAAGCAAAAGUCAACGGAAGUUGGCAAAAUCGCAACAAGCACUCUUUAAUGACGUUGCAUCCACAUUCAAAUCCGAGAUUUUUGGAAAAGCAGUCUUUGAACUGAUAUCGCCACAAGGACUUGUUCAAGUCAUUUUUUGUCACUUGUUUAGUUCCGUGCUCAUUGAAGCGAGCUGAUCGAUCAAAACGGUGUUGCUGAUUCUUGGAAAGAAACACAAACUACAAUCAAUCAAUCCACAGAGCUAUAGAAUGUCUUCCAUCCAUUUGUUACAGUGCAACGACAUGAAUAAUGGAGGGCACAUUGCCAACAGACAGUGCGAAAAGACCACAAGUACCACACAGGAGUUUCAAAAUGAAUGAUGGAUGCAAGACACAUCCAUGCUGCGAGAGCCAAAAGCACGAAGCAAUGACAACAUAAC